AGGCGAGUUAUUCACUUCCUCGUUAAUCAUGGCGGAUGAGAAUGAGACAGCACCGAAGCAGGAGAAAGAACUGGAGCUAGAGGAGGACCAUGGACAUUGCAGCGAUUGCGAAAAUGAAGAGCAUCAUUUCGAUGAUGGAGAAAAAGGGGACACGGGGGCCAAAAAGAAGAAAAAGAAACAUAAGAAAAAGAAGGACAAAUCUGGAGGAAAGGACUCCUCCCAGGACCCGCUGGCCAAAGUGAACUCUCUCCCUGCUGAUAAGCUUCAGGAGAUUCAGAAAGCCAUCGAGCUCUUCUCGGUGGGACCAGGACCAGCCAAAACCAUGGAAGAGGCCUCGCGCCGUAGCUACCAGUUCUGGGACACUCAGCCUGUCCCUAAACUAGGAGAGAUGGUGACAACACACGGCUGCAUCGAGCCUGAUAAGGACAACAUCCGAGAGGAGCCUUACAGCCUUCCUCAGGGCUUCACCUGGGAUGCCCUGGACCUCGGCAACCCUGCUGUGCUUAAGGAGCUGUACACUCUCCUGAACGAGAACUACGUGGAGGACGAUGAUAACAUGUUCCGCUUUGACUAUUCGCCCGAGUUCCUGCUGUGGGCGCUACGUCCUCCAGGCUGGUUACCGCAGUGGCACUGUGGCGUCAGAGUGAACUCCAAUCAGAAACUCGUAGGCUUUAUCAGUGCCAUCCCAGCCACCAUUCGCAUCUACGACAUUGAAAAGAAGAUGGUGGAGAUUAAUUUCCUAUGUGUGCACAAAAAGCUGCGCUCCAAACGCGUGGCUCCGGUGCUGAUCCGAGAGAUUACCAGGCGGGUCAACCUCCAGGGCAUCUUCCAGGCUGUCUACACUGCUGGAGUGGUACUGCCCAAACCUGUGGGGACCUGCAGAUACUGGCACCGAUCUCUAAACCCACGGAAGCUGAUUGAAGUGAAGUUUUCACACCUGAGUCGAAACAUGACUAUGCAACGCACUAUGAAGCUCUACCGGCUUCCAGAGGCUCCGAAGACCGGAGGCUUGAAGGUGAUGACAGUGAAGGACGUCCCUGCUGUGCACCGCCUGCUGCAGGAUUAUCUCCGUCAGUUCAACCUGGCUCCUGUCAUGAGCAUGGACGAGGUGCAGCACUGGCUCCUGCCCCAGGAGAACAUCAUCGACACCUACCUGGUGGAGAAUCCUGAGGGGAAGGUGACAGACUUCUUGAGUUUUUACACCUUGCCAUCCACCAUCAUGAACCACCCAGUGCACCGCAGUCUGAAGGCGGCCUAUUCCUUCUACAACGUGCACACCACCACGCCACUGAUCGACCUGAUGGGAGACGCACUCAUCCUCGCCAAAUCGAAAGGAUUUGACGUUUUUAAUGCACUGGACCUGAUGGAGAACAAGACGUUUCUGGAGAAGUUGAAGUUUGGUAUCGGAGAUGGGAAUCUACAGUAUUAUCUGUACAAUUGGAAAUGCCCCAGCAUGGGCCCAGAGAAAGUUGGUUUAGUCCUGCAGUGAUCCUAUUGCCUCGUCAAAGCCCUUCCUUGCGUCAUAGUGAAGCCAAGAACUGACGUCACGCACUGACCACCUGACUAAUGCUCCAGAGGGACUUCCAGGUUAAGGAAGAUAAAGCCACCACGUUUUUUUUUUUUUUUUUUUUUUUUUUGGACCUGCACUACUACCGCUGCCAGGCUUUUCUUUCUCUCUUUUUUCUGUGUUUCCCCUUUGCUUUUACUCUCUGGUUCUUUUUUUGUUUUUUUCUUCUUUAGUUUCUCCCUCAGCACUUGGAUCUGAAGCCACUGUAAUUAAUUCCGAUCGUCCACGAUGACAAACCGGUGCGAUCAUGGAUUGUGAUGAGUGCAAACAGCAGCUGCUUUUUCACGCCCUCUCCAGCAAUGCUCCUCUCUCUGACAGUGAAGAGACUCAGUCUAGACGUUUACUCUCCCCAUCCAAAUGUUUCUUUUUUUCCCCCAAAAAAACAAUAGAGAACAGUAAUCUUCUUUGCGUGGUAUUUCUAACAAAACAAACAAAAACACUAUAAAAUGCCUGAAACAAGAGAUGAGGUAAUAAAACUUCAGAGUGGACAUUACAAGGGCUGUUGUCAGUAAUUUUCUUCGUUAAUCGCCAUGGCAGUGUCAUUGAUUAAUUGAUGUUGUACUUGGUAUAAGGGAGAUUUUUUUUUUUUUUUUUUAAUCCUUUGCUUUUUUUUUCUUUUUUCUAAUUGAUAAAUCGCUGCUUUCUCACUAACUGACUGCCUGUGAUUUCACUGUAAUGCCAACAGAGAAGCUCUGUGUAAAUACACAAAUAACAUGUAACAGCAAAUUAUCAGUAAAAUAAACAACAGAUAGGAGUCCAGACCAUGGCAUGGACAUGACUAAUGAUUAAUCCUCAGAGGUUGACUGUUGCCUGGCAUGAACAAUGAGUGUGUUGGAAAGGUGAAGACGCAUCAGGGGUUGUGAGCAGGGUUGAAAUAAAUAUUUAAAUGCAGAGCUAAUUACAAUGUGUUUUUUUUUUUUUUUGUUUUGUUUAGUUUUUUUUAUAUAAUUUAAUUUUUUUUGUAAGGGGUUGUAUGCUUUUUAAGUAAAUUGUAAUUGCAAUCCACAAAGUUUUACUGCUGCAGGAAGACGACUAUAGAGCGAGAUCAAGAAUCUGAAGGGUAUUUCAGAGUAACAUGUGAUUCAGUGUUUUUUAUAUAUAUAUAUAUAUAUAUAUAUAUAUAUAUAUAUAUAUAUAUAUAUAUAUAUAUAUAUAUAUACAGGAAGUGUUGACUUAAAGCCAUAGUGUUGAAUUGACACCGUUAUAAAGGAACUCCUAGGGCAGUAGUGUACGAGUUUAAUUUUUGGAUUUCUUUGCCGUUUGGAGGAAACUGAUCUACAGCCGACUUAACCCAACUGUAUUAGGACAAAAACAAAUAAACCGUCUUUUGCUUUUCAUGAUGGAGCAGGAAAACGUUGUCAACAUUGAUUUUUUUUGUGCUGAAUAAAAGUAGAAGCUGCUGUCA
This is a messenger RNA of Clarias gariepinus (North African catfish), 2972 nucleotides long. RefSeq names its product N-myristoyltransferase 1a (gene nmt1a). Gene Ontology annotation, molecular function: glycylpeptide N-tetradecanoyltransferase activity. NCBI's taxonomy places the organism in Eukaryota, Metazoa, Chordata, Actinopteri, Siluriformes, Clariidae. The record is from RefSeq and is a predicted model, not a curated record. Gene Ontology annotation, biological process: N-terminal peptidyl-glycine N-myristoylation. The coding region runs from base 29 to 1489 and encodes 486 amino acids. The transcript has 12 exons. Gene Ontology annotation, cellular component: cytoplasm.